Molecule: messenger RNA, 1794 nt
Organism: Puccinia graminis f. sp. tritici CRL 75-36-700-3
Lineage: Eukaryota; Fungi; Basidiomycota; Pucciniomycetes; Pucciniales; Pucciniaceae
Exons: 2
Coding region: 1-1794 (597 amino acids)
Source: RefSeq, a predicted model, not a curated record
AUGAACCGAUUCUUAUUAUCGACCGCCCCCACCUCGGAAAUCCAAGACUCCGAAAUCAUAGUUAGAAAUUUUGAGAAGCAAGGAAAUAGCUACCCGAGAGAGUCAAUUGAAUGGCCGGUAGAGCAUGCCGUGACAAGUGUCAAAGAAACCUUCACAUGGCCUGCAGGAGUAAAGUGCGACAUGAACAUCCCAAAGUGGGAGAUUGCACUGGCAAACGCGAAUCUAACAUCAACCUACAAAGACGUACUAGAAGGAUUUGUAGAGGGUUUCCACCAAGGGAUCCCAGACUACAAUCUAGGACCGGAAAUCCCUUUUUAUGCCCCUCCUAACCACAGCUCCGCACUCCAAGCCCAACCAAAAAUAGAAGAGUCAAUCCAAAAAGAGAUCACGGCAGGAAGGAUGUUUGGACCCUACUCAUUUGAACAAGUACAUAAGAAAUUUGGGUUCUUCCAAACAAAUCCACUGGGAGCCGUAGUAAACAGAGACGGCUCCCUGCAAGCCAUCAACGACUUAUCUUUUCCCCACCGCAAGACCGGAAUCCCAUCUGUUAACUCAUUCGUCAACAAAGAAGAUUUCGACACCACUUGGGAUGAUUUCAAGGCAGUAGCAAAGUUCCUGAGGAACCAAAAGAAGACAGCGCUCCUAGCCAUUUUUGACUGGGAAAAAGCGUACCGCCAAAUCCCGACGGCUCCAAGCCAAUGGCCGUAUCUGAUGCUAUGGAAUUUCAACGACCAAAUAGUCGUCGACACAAGGAUUGCCUUUGGAGGAGUCGCAGGCUGCGGAUCCUUUGGCAGACCGGCUGAUGCAUGGAAAGAAAUCAUGCUUGCAGAGUUCGACCUCAUCACAAUCUUCAGAUGGGUCGAUGAUAAUUUAUUUGUUAAAGAGUUAGCAUCAACAGUUGAAAUGGAUGAGAUAGUAGCCCGGUCGGACGAACUAGGGGUAAAAACAAACCCGACGAAAAUUUCACCAUUCAGGUUAGAACAGAAGUACAUAGGAUUUAUAUGGAAUGCAGCGGAGAAAACGGUUCGGCUACCAGAAGAGAAGACACAAGCAAGAAUCAAACAGAUACAAGAAAUCCUAGUACACGGGAAAGAAUUCACGUACAAACAAAUAGAAAUUAUGACCGGGCGCCUGAACCACGUAUCCUACAUGCUCCCUCAACUCCGAUGCUAUCUGUGCAGCCUGUACCGGAUGAUGAAUAAUUGGGUCUUCUGUCAUGUCCCCCGACCAUUACCGCUAGACGCCAGGCAAGACAUGCUUUACUGGCUGAAGACCCUAUUAGCCUUUGAUCGGACAAGGCUGAUUGCAAACCCAGAACCAACGGAAAUUGGGUGCGUGGGGGACGCGUCAACCAACUACGGGAUAGGAGUCUUAAUUGGUAAAUGCUGGGCCCAAUUCAAGGUGAGACCCGGCUGGAACAAAGGAGAUCUACCGCAACAAGGCAUAGCCUGGAUGGAAACUGCGGCGAUACAAAUCGGCCUACUGAUGAUGAAGGAAUUAGACAUACGGAAAGGAAAGACAAUCAUUGUUUGGACCGACAACACCACAUCUGAAGAUGCGGUGAAAAGCAGGAAGUCAAAAGACCUCCACGUAAACAAGGAGUGGAAGCGAAUACAAGACAUACUCCUAAGGAUGCAGAUUGAUCUUGCCGCAAAGAGAGUAACUUCGAAGGAAAAUAGGGCCGACGCCCUGUCAAGAGGAGAUAGGAAGGGUCACCUACUCAAGAACCAGGUGGUGAUAGACCUUCCUCAAGACUUGGAAGCACUGAUGUUUCAGGCUAGCAGUUUAGACUGA